AUGAGUGAGGUGAUUGAGACCUGGGAGCUCUGUGUCUUUGCCUGCCAGGCCGUCACCUCACGCGAGUUGCUCCUUGGGCAGACGACGACGGUGUCCCUCCCUGCGGCUGGGAUAGAGGCGCUUUACUGCAGCCACCCCCACGUGAAGGUGGAGCGGCGCGAGGGGGCCUACUUGCUGCGGCUGCGACCGCCAGAGGUGGGGACGCAGCAGCUGCUGCUGCACGCCCUCACAAACCACCACCUGGCCAAGACGCUACUGACGGUCCCCACCGUGUACCCCACGCCGACGUACACCCAGACGUUGGAGUUCAGCCUGGCGGACACCGCGGCGCCGAUAUUCCGCCGUCUGCAGUUCGUGCACCGCGGGGCGAGGGAGGAGGUGUUCGCGGUGCACCACAACUACAGCUACCAGCUCCGCGUCACGCCGAAGCAGUUCGCCCUGGCCCCCGGAGACACACAGUUCAUUGCGCUGCAGCUUGACAUGCUCAGUCUGCCGGAGGGGCAGAUGGAGGGACGCUGGCCGAUGUGGAUCUUCAUCAACAACGCGGACGACAGGACGGUUGAGUCGUACUUGCUGCAUGUGGUGCUGCGUGCCCACCGCGUCCUGCACGACAUGGCGUAG
Messenger RNA from Trypanosoma conorhini, 621 nucleotides. Its product is annotated as putative dynein heavy chain. The transcript has a single exon. Gene Ontology annotation, biological process: negative regulation of canonical Wnt signaling pathway. The record is from RefSeq and is a predicted model, not a curated record. Gene Ontology annotation, cellular component: cytoskeleton; non-motile cilium. Lineage: Eukaryota; Euglenozoa; Kinetoplastea; Trypanosomatida; Trypanosomatidae. Bases 1 to 621 code for a protein of 206 amino acids.